UUGCCAAUAAAGCACAGUUGGAUCUUUGUAGUUGAAUGGGCAAGAACUACCUAUCUGCGAAUUGUUUCAAAAUGGUGAAAGUGAAAGAAUUCUGUUGCGGGUUCUCUCUUCGAAGUGGAACCUAUAUUGCAGCAUGGGGUUUACUAGUAUGGAGUUCUUAUCUAUUUAUACAGGCUGUGUAUUAUUAUAUGCACAUUCAACGUCUGUUUACACAAUACCAUAUUUCCGAUUCCGAAGUACCAAAAUCAUGGUCUCUGUUACCGUAUUUACUUGCCUAUGACGUCACAAGGACCACUACUGGGAUAACGGUUUCUCUAAUAGCUAUAUGGGCACUUCAAAAGAACAAGUCCAAAUUUUUAAACGGUCUUCUAUGGUACCUAUAUUACUCCAUAACUUUUACAAUACUUGAGGAGAUAUUGUUAAUAUUCGCAUUUGAUUUGGAAACUUUUUUAUUGCGGUUAAAUCCGACAGUUCGUAACUAUCUUCCAUUUGACUCUGAGUCUGAGGGAAGUGAUGAAAUCGCGUUGGUUUUCUUGAUUUAUUUAUUUGGAAUAGGAGCUGCAUCUUAUUUUACGUUGAUUGUGAAAUCCUACAGAGAUUAUUCAUUGAGAAAUGAAGCUCACAAUGUUCAAUAUGUCGGCCCGGAUGCAACAACUAUUGGGUAUAUAAGAUCAUAGUUAAAUAGAUAGGUACUUUACUAAUUAAUUUAAGUACAAUUUGUACAAUCUAGGUAUGGUUUUGCUUCAAUAUUCAAUGUCACUUGGAUGUACAAGUUAUUGAAAAACCAAAUCAUAUUUUAUUAUAGUCUUAUACUAAUCAUUUGUGUUUGUGAACACGUUUUCUAUUUAAAAAAUAAUAAUUGAUUAGAGCCUAUUCAUUUUUGAAAAUGAAAGUGUUUUGUCAAUCAACUGUCAUCUUGACACUUAUACCUAUCAACAUUGAAAUUUGUAAUCAUAAAUUACAGACACAUUUUUGUCGUAAAUUUUUUUGAGUAGGUACCUACUUAUUCAUUUAUAUCUCGAUUUCUUCAAUGUGUACAGGUUUAGGUACCAUAAUGCAUUACUCACUAGUGGUGGGUAGAAGUUCGCACGUGACGGAAAUUUUAUUGACGGGAAAAAAUACAAUCAAAAUUAUAAUACAUAUGUAAAAAAAUAUAGUAUUCUUUAUCAAAUCAACCCACACAACAUUAUAAACUAGCAGAGAUCGCCAAUAAAGCACAGUUGGUUCUUUGUAAUUGGGCAAGAACUAUGAACUAAGUAUCUGCGAAUUGUUUCAAAAUGGUGAAGGUGAAAGAAUUUGGUUGCGGGUUCUCUCUUCGAAGUGGAACAUAUAUCGUAGCAUGGAGUUUACUAGUAAGUUCUGUAAAAAAAUUUCAAGAGUGCUGUUUUGUUUUUCAAAAUAGGUAAUCAUCUCAUUUACUUAAGUAAUUCGUCGUAUCGCUUUUUACACAGUUUUUCCAUUACUGUAUUUACUUGCCUAUGACGUCACACGGACCACUAUUGGAAUGACGGUUUCUCUAAUAGCGAUAUGGGCACUUCAAAAGAACAAAUCCAAAUUUUUAAGCGGUCUUCUAUGGUACCUGUAUUUCUCCGUAACUUAUACAAUAUUUAAAGAGAUAUUGUUAAUAUUUGCGUUCGAUGUGGCAAGAAUUUUAUCGAGGUUAAAUCUGGCAUUAUAUUGGUAUCUUUCGUCUGAGACAAGUGAUGCAAUCGCAUUGAUUUUUUUGAUUUAUUUAUGUGGAAUAGGAGCUGCAUCUUAUUUUGCAUUGAUUGUGAGAUCCUACCGAGAUUAUUCGUUAAGAAAUGAAGCUCACAAUGUUCAAUUUGUCGGCCCGGAUGCAACAACUGUUGGGUAUAUAACCGCAUAGUUAAGUAGAAGAUACUUACUUGAUAAGUAAAUUAAAGUACAACCCGUAAAAUGUAUAGUUUUGCCUCAAUAUUUAUGUCUUUUAGAUGUACAAGUUGAUGAAAAAUAAAUCAAAUCAUAUUUUCUUAUAGUCAUAUGCUAAUCAAAUGUGUUUGUGAAAGUAUUUUCUAAAAUUUGUCGAUUUGAAUUACUAAUGUCCUAAAACCACCUCCAAUUGAUUUGGUGCGUUCAAAAUAUGGUAAAUAAUACUUAGGUAUCUAAGAAAACUUAUAUGAGUUAUAUGUCUAUUUAUAUUUUCAAAAAUUAUCCAAAAAUUAGACUUCAAAAUCAAAGUGAACUUCAGAUUUCUUUAUAGGUUGGUAGGUACCUAAGGGUAAGAGCAGAGAUGUUGCAAUUCUCAGGCUAAAAGAAUCGCGGUUCUCAAACGUGUGAUUCUAUGAUUUUUAUAAUAGAAUCUCUUGCAUUUGCGGUUCCUUAUGCAUAGGAACUGCGGUUCUUCUCUCAGUUUUCAUUUUUGCGAUUCCCAUUUUUUUUUCAAAUUUUGAAAACAGACCAAUAAGUAUUGAGCAAAGCAACAAAAGAAAUUUCACAUUAGGUACUCUUUAGUUGUAGACCUAGGCGUCUAGGUACUAAUUAGGGGAAAAUUGAAGAAUCCAACUGAAGAAUUUCACAUUUAUUUGGCUAAAUCUUGAAAAUUUGGGAACUGCAGCAAUUGCAGAGAACUGCAAAAUUGUGUUUUGCGAUUUUCUUGAUGAGAGAACUACGAACUGCGGCUCUGCGGUUCUAUAUUAGAGAAUAUUUACGCGAUUCAAAUCGCAACAAUCCUUGGUAAGUGUACCAAAUAUCGACCCCCUCCUUAAAUCGGACUCCCCCCUCUAACUCUCCUGAUAAUGCCACAAAAUUUUUGGAAAGCCAUUUUUCUUAUUUAUUUUUCACAGAAAAAGCGAAGGAGGCCAAAAUCACCGUUGUAAAGCCAAAUGGAGAGAAAUGACAAGCAAAAAACAAAAAUCAGAAAGUCAACAUUAAAUUUUAAAUUUUGUUCGAAGUGAGCUAGUAAAAAUAGUUCUUAGUGGAUAAAUUUUGUGUUAAUUUUUAAUUAAAGCUGACACUCGAACGAAUAAUUAGUGCUAAUUACUAUUUGGAUAAUUUCAUCGGUGAGUUUACGAAUUUCUGGUCAAAGUUACUUAUAUGAAGUGCCCUAAAUUCGCCCCCCCCAUUGUUUUAGCAAUUUCAAGACUUUGUUUUUUGCUACAGACUUGCCAAAAGAUAAACCAAAAUCGUAAGAAAUGGGCCGAAGUUUCCAGUAAAAUGUUCUAAGGUACUUACACCUAUGUUGAUAUUUCGAGUAAUAAAUAUCAUUCUGUUUUAAACUUUUCAGACUCUGAUUUUGGUGUUUUUUACUCGUUUUUAAAUUCUAACACGUUUUUUGAAGGGGUCCAUAUUUGGUUCACUUUUUUUUGUUGAAUUUUUGAACUUUUUUGGAAAAUGUAAAAAAAAGAUUGUAAUUGAAAAUGUUGUGUCUUGGGCAUGGAUGGAAACCGAAAUGAAAAAAAUAUCGGUUAUUUUUUUAGUGGUUAGGUAUUUUUUUCAAAAUUAUUUAUGAUGGUUACGGUUAAGGGUUACGGUUUUGACCCAAAAGAAUAAAGGUUAAGGUUAAAAAUAAAGGUUACGGUUUUUUUCAUUUAUCAAAAAUUAAUUGCACCUCAAUGUCAAAAAAGUGCGCCUGCGGCCAAAAAAAACGAGAAAAAAACGCAAUUUUACAGCCAUUUUUUGAGUUUGAAGAAAAUUUUAGACAAAUUGAGCCCUUUUUUUCUCAAAAAUCGUAAUAAAUGUCAUAUUUUACACACAAAAAAAGAGCGUUUUACUCAAAAAAAUAACCGUUAUGUGUUUAACCAAAACAAAAAAAUAAAUCGGUUAAGGUUAUGGUUAAAAAAUUUCAAAUCAAUAAUAUUGGUUAUGGUUACGGUUACGGUUACAGUUUUUGCCUCAUUUUAGUGGUUAAAAUUCAUUUCGGUUAAAAAUUUCGGUUACGGUUUCCAUCCCUGGUCUUGGGGCUUUGGGAUGUUGAAGUAGACAUGUCAAGCUAUCAUUUAAGCAAUCACCGACAUUUCCAGCUCAAUUUGGCUCUGAGAAAUUCAAAAAAUAAACUGGGGGGGGGAUUAUUCAGGGUACCACCCACAAUAAUUCCCGCAAAGAAAUCUUGGCUAUGUUAUUUUUUUUUUUGUGAUUUUCAACCCAAUGUGCAAAUUUUUUUGUGAUUUUCCACCUAAUUCGCGUAUAUUUUACCUAUACUUAUGCAAUAAAACCAUUUUCGACAGUUCA
Planococcus citri (citrus mealybug) is the source of this 4188-nucleotide messenger RNA. RefSeq lists its product as uncharacterized. NCBI's taxonomy places the organism in Eukaryota, Metazoa, Arthropoda, Insecta, Hemiptera, Pseudococcidae. The transcript has 8 exons. Bases 36 to 677 code for a protein of 213 amino acids. The record is from RefSeq and is a predicted model, not a curated record.